Messenger RNA from Caenorhabditis auriculariae, 1433 nucleotides. NCBI's taxonomy places the organism in Eukaryota, Metazoa, Nematoda, Chromadorea, Rhabditida, Rhabditidae. The record is from the annotation of a GenBank genome assembly.
AUGGGCCAAUUCGGAAGUAAAAGAAAAGAAGAACCGACAGCUACUGAAAUUCGCCGGGUAUUUUCUUCUUACGUAGAUUUUUUGUUAUAGUCUGUUCAGAUUUUGAAUGUCAAGUAGAAUGACGUCAUUCGAAAACGCUCUGUGGGUGGCUCGCUCUCUGAUUGGUUUAUCGCAGCAGAGCUUGAGCGACGACUUGACAUUCAAAAUCUGAACAGACUAUAUUAGAAGUUUAAGUUUCUUGUUUAUGGCGGCCGGUCGUAUUACGGUAGUUUAAAAAGAUUUUGCAGUUGAAGGUGGCGCAAUAUGGAAUGUAUCCGCCAUAGCACUGCCUUAAACAUGUGUGUCAUGUCAAAGAAUUUUCAUAUCAUAAUAAAAAUAUAUUCUAUUUUUUACCGUUGUUGAGGUGUAACGCCAAUAAUAUAUCAGCUGAAUAGAGUUAGAGAGAAUUUUUCAGAAAGCUCAAAGAUUUUUUAUACGUUAGCCAUCAUUUUCUUCAGACGAACCCAUUGGCCAAGAGGCCGAAGACCGAUGAUUUUUUCAACAAAUAUGCUUCUUUGAUGAAAGCCAAAGGAGUUCUUCCCGACAUUUUUCUGGUCCACGAAGCUCCUAGGUUUGUUUAAAAAAUUACAGCGUACUCGAGUAUUAAAUUUUUUCUUAUUUUCGAAUUGUAUUUAGAAGAUUCUUUUAGUGCUCAAUACGUUGAUGAAGACGGCGACGUCGCCAACGAAUUUUAUCAGGAAACGAUGAGUGAAGGAGAAAAACGCCGCCUUUGUCGCCUUGUGGAGAAUAUUCGUCCUAAGGUGUGUUAGUAUUAGUGGGUUUUCAGAGCUAGAAUUUCAAUCUAGCUUUUAAAAAGUACUAAUUUUGAAAGACUAUCAAAAUCUGAAAGUUUGAAUGUACUCAACAAAAAAAAAGUUAUAGUGUAAUAGUUUCUUAUAAAAAUUUUAGUAUGACUCCUUUCCAAGGUAAAAGAUUUCUGCUGUUUUAUUUUAAAGUCAUUUCGUUUCUCAUUCAUCCAUCAUUUUGAAGAUCUUCCAAUUUGUCAGAAGGAUACAUUGAAGGAAACUAAAUCCUCGCUUUUUAUUGCUUUUGAGAAUUUUGAAAAAAGAGAAUGAAUUUUGAGCAGCAAUGCCUUAUUCUCACCAUUUUGUUUAGCUUCAUUUCAAACUUGUUUUUUCUGUUGAUUUUCCGAUAUAUGGACAAAAAGUUCAAAUAGAAAUUCUUAGAACCCUCGUUGAUGGGAAAUUUCAAGUUUUUAAGUGUUGAAGAUUUUUUGAAAAAGCCCGCUUUGAUUAGCAGUAAGAUAUAAUCUUCAAUGUAGAUUAUAAACCGAUGCAUGUAUUACUAUUCCCAGAAUUCAGGGAAAAGAAAGGUACACAAUUCCGCGACUCAGCGCCGACGUACCUUUGGUUAUGUGGGAAGUGAAACCCUAA